Molecule: messenger RNA, 4263 nt
Organism: Thyridium curvatum
Lineage: Eukaryota; Fungi; Ascomycota; Sordariomycetes; Thyridiales; Thyridiaceae
Exons: 4
Coding region: 1-4263 (1420 amino acids)
Biological process (GO): nucleosome organization; positive regulation of transcription elongation by RNA polymerase II; transcription elongation-coupled chromatin remodeling
Cellular component (GO): transcription elongation factor complex
Molecular function (GO): histone binding; DNA binding; nucleosome binding
Source: RefSeq, a predicted model, not a curated record
AUGAGCAAUUCGAUGCGGGAUUUGAUCUCGGGGGAGGCAGAGCUCGAUGAUGAGGAAGACGACGAGUCCUUCGAUGAGGAGACGGGCGAGACCCGUGAGAGAGAACGAAAUGGCGAUAUCGAGGAUUCGAGUGAAGAGGAAGAUGACGAUGAUGACGAAGAGGAGGCGGCUAAGAUCCGCGAGGGCUUCAUUGUCGACGAAGACGAAGACGAGGAGGAGGGCGACGAUUCCGACGACCGCGAGCGCAAGCGACGACGAAAGCGGCGCCGCGCAGAGCGCGAAGAGGAGGCCCAGCUAGACGAGGAAGACUUGGACCUUAUUGGCGAGGCGCAUCCGGACUGGGAGCGCAAGUCGGCUGAGCAGUCAAAGUUUAAGCGGCUCAAACGCGGCCACCGAGACGAUGAAGACCGUGGCCCCGACCGUCGCGACCUCGCCCAGAUCUUCUCGGAUGAGGAAGAUGACAUGGUUGACGAGAGGCCUUACGGCCGGCCGAGCCAUCGCGCCCAAGCCGAUGAGUUUGACGAUUUCAUCGAGGAGGAUUAUCCUGAAGACGAGGAGGAACGAAACCAGCGACAAGAAGACCUUGAGGUGGCGCGACCUCGUGAUCGUGGUAUUGCUGGCAGCAUCCUCGAUACCACCGGUCUUGACAAGGAUGCUCUGGACGAGAUGGAUCGAAUCUUUGGCAAUGGCGAUGAAUACGACUGGGUCCUCCAGAUUGAGGAAGACGAAGAGGAUCGAGAGAGGGAGGAGCAGGCCAUUGAGCUCAAGGAUGUUUUCGAACCGUCGCAGCUGAAGGAGAAACUGCUCACUGACGAAGACAACUUGAUCCGCUACACGGAUGAGCCUGAGCGGUUCCAGCUCGAUCGCAAGCCCUUCAAGCAACUCCAAAUUACCGCCGACCAGUUCAAGGAGGAAGCGCGAUGGAUAACCAACCUCAUGUGGCCCCAGAAAGGUCUGCAGGGAGACCUGCUGCCACCCUUCACCAAGGCGAUUGGGAAGGUCUUGGAGUUCUUCGUCGUUGAUGAUGUGGAAGUGCCUUACGUCUUUCAACAUCGCAAGGAUUACCUCAUCCACGCCAAGAAGACACGGAAUCCAGAACGUGAUCGUGACGAGGAUGCGCCUGAAUAUGUCGUCAAUGCUGAGAAGCUCCUGACACAGGACGACUUGUGGCGCAUUCUCGAAUUGGACAUCAAGUUCCGCUCCCUGAUCGAAAAGCGCAAUGCGCUGGAGAAGUCAUACGAGAACCUUCGCUCUCAAGCCGAAGUUCAGGACAACAUUCUGGAGGACAUGAUCAGUCAGGCAGCUACCAUGGAAGAGCUGCAGGAUCUUCAGGAUUACAUGCAGUUCCAGUAUGCAGCACAGCUCAAGGAUAUGGCUGCUAUGGGCGCUACCAACAAGGAGACCAAGAGGCCCGGAGCCAAGGGCAGCCAACUAUUCGACCGGGUCCGAAAAGCAAAGGCCUACAACUUUGUCCGCGCCUAUGGCAUCACCCCUGACCGACUUGCCAAGAACGCAUUGCGUGAAGGCGGAAAAGUUUCGGCGGAAGACGACGAGAAAUUGCCGAUGGACUUGGCCGACUCGCUUGCGGACGGUGACUUCAUGACUGGAGAUGCUGUCAUCACCGCGGCUCGCCAGACCUACGCAGAAGAGCUGUUCACCAACCCAAAAAUGCGACGACACUUCCGCAUUGCAUACUACGGCAACAGUGUAGCCAGCUGUCACAGGACAGAGAAGGGCCUCCGGAAGAUCGACGAAUCGCACCCUUUCUACGAGAUUAAGUAUCUCAUGAACCAGACCAUCCCCGACCUUGCCCAGCGCCCAGACCUCUAUCUCAAGAUGAUGAAAGCCGAGGAAGAGGGCCUGGUCGAGGUCAGGUUGAGGCUGCAGAACGAGCGCGAAUUCCGGAGGUCGCUGUUCAACGAGUUUGCGUCCGACAAUUUCAGCGAGCGGGCUGAUCGCUGGAACGAGGAACGUCAAAAGGUGCUUGAUCUUGCAUUCACACGCCUUAACAAGAUUAUUGCAAAGGGUGUCAAGGAUUCCAUGCGUACGGCUUGCCAAGAAGAACUUCUCAAAAUCUGCCGUGAGGAGUACUCACGACGUCUGGACCAGGCGCCUUACAAGCCGAAGGGCCUGAUCCUCGGUACGCCCCCACGUGUUCUCGCCCUUUCUAACGGAAUGGGAGAUCCAUCUCGCGAGCCUGUGUUUUGGACGUGGGUAGAGGAAGAUGGCAAGAUGCUUGAACAUGGCAAAUUCGGUAACCUGGCCCGUGAUGAGGCCCAGCGAGAGGCCUUCGUUGAGAUUGUCCAGCGCCGACGACCUGAUGUUGUCGCAGUCAGUGGUUGGAGUUCAGACACCCAUAGGCUCAUCAGAGAUCUUGAGAGCCUGAUUCACGACAAGGGUCUGAUGGGACCCGAGUACGAAGAUCCCGAGACGAGCGAGUACCGAAGUGAUCUCCUCGACGUUGUGGUGGUCAACGAUGAGGUUGCAAGGUUAUACAAAGACAGCGAGCGCGCAACAGCUGAUCUUCCCAAUCUCAACUCGAUCACUCGAUACUGUGUUGCCCUGGCGAAAUACCUCCAGAACCCCAUGAAGGAAUACGCUGCGCUUGGCAAGGACAUCACCUCUCUAUCCUUCCACCCUUGCCAGCACCUGCUGCCGCAGGAUAAGCUGAUGAAGCACCUGGAGACUGCUAUGGUCGACAUGGUCAACCUGUGCGGUGUCGACAUCAAUGAGGCUAUUGGCAACGCAUACAAUGCAAAUCUCCUUCCUUAUGUUGCCGGCCUGGGCCCCAGAAAGGCGACUGCAGUCAUCAAAGCCAUCAACGCUAACGGCGGCGUCGUCAGCUCUCGUGAUGAGUUGGUUGGCGAUCCUGACAGUGGCAAGGUCCCCGUCGUUGGUCCUAGGGUGUGGAACAAUUGCGCCAGUUUCCUUUACAUCGAGUACGACAGUUCCAGUUUAACUUCGGACCCGCUCGACAAUACCCGCGUCCAUCCCGAAGACUACGAGCUAGGCCGGAAGAUGGCUGCUGACGCUCUUGAGUUGGACGAGGAAGAUGUCAAGGCGGAGACGGAUGAGAAUGGGCCCGGAGCCAUCGUCCGCAAGCUGUUCAAGGAGGAAGAACAGGAGAAGGUCAAUGAACUCAUUCUCGAGGAGUAUGCCGAGCAGCUCGAGCGCAACUACAGCCAGCGCAAACGCGCCACACUCGAGACUAUCCGUGCCGAGCUGCAGGCUCCGUACGAAGAACUCAGGAGGAACUUUGCCAUCCUCGGUGCUGAAGAGAUCUUCACCAUGCUCACUGGCGAAACCAAGGAUACACUCGCCGAGGGUAUGAUUCUGGCAGUCAACGUGCGGGUCGUGAAGGAUGAUUUUGCCAUUGUCAAGUUGGACUGUGGUAUCGAGGGUCGCGUGGAAGCCCACGAGGUGUCCUACCAUCACUCGAUCAAGGAAGCUCUUCAUGUGGGACAGACGGCGCAAGCCAAACUUCUUGAGCUUAACCGCAAAGACUUCAUCAGCAAGCUUACCAUGCGUGAGGACGCUCUUCGGCGGCCUUACAAGAAACUGAUGGACCGGGACCGGGAUCGCGAUGUGUGGGACUUCCGCUUGGAGGACCAAGACAAAGACGCCCUCACCGAGAAGGACAAGACGACUGGCCGGACUCAGCGUGUCAUCAACCACCCGCUCUUCAAGCCCUUCAACUCCACCCAAGCCGAGGAGUAUCUGGGCUCUCAAGCACCAGGCGAGGUCGUUAUUCGGCCGUCGUCUAAAGGCAAUGACCAUCUGGCUGUCACGUGGAAGGUGGCCGACGGCGUAUACCAGCACAUUGACGUACUCGAGUUGCACAAGGAGAACGAGUUCUCGGUGGGCAAGCUGCUCAAGGUCGGCGGAAAGUAUAGUUACAGCGAUCUCGACGAGUUGAUAGUGGAUCACGUCAAGUCGAUGGCUAAGAAGGUGUUCGAGCUCAUGCAGCACGAGAAGUUCCAGAAGGGGUCAAGAGCAGAUCUAGAGAAAUGGCUGACCACCUACAUGGAUGCCAACCCCAACCGGUCGACCUAUGCGUUCUGCAUUGACGCGAAGCACCCUGGGUACUUCUACCUGAGCUUCAAGGCAAGCCGCGGGUCCAAGGUUAAUUCGUGGCCGGUGCGGGUUAUCCCGCAUGCCUACGAGCUCAUGAAGGCCGAGUACCCGGACAUGCGGGCCCUAACCAACGGAUUCAAGAUCCGGUACAACAACGAGCUGGUGCGGAUGCAGCAGGGUGGCAGAUAG